Vitis riparia (riverbank grape) is the source of this 3306-nucleotide messenger RNA. Its product is annotated as L10-interacting MYB domain-containing protein. NCBI's taxonomy places the organism in Eukaryota, Viridiplantae, Streptophyta, Magnoliopsida, Vitales, Vitaceae. The record is from RefSeq and is a predicted model, not a curated record. Bases 631 to 2964 code for a protein of 777 amino acids. The transcript has 9 exons.
GUUUCUUCAAUUUCAACCUGAAUCUCAACUUGGGAUCAACCUCUUCUUCGAUCUCUUUGUCUCUCUCUGUGCAACAAUUCUGGGUUUUCACUAUACUGGUAUUGGUAUGGAAUUUGUAAGCGGGGUAUACAUGCUUGCUUCUUUUAUUUCAGACUGGUUUUGUAUGCCCUAAAUCGAUGUAAUUCACUAUCAAUUUGAGACAUUUUUCCUAUUUAUAAGUACCCUUUUAUUUCCACUUUCAUUUGUUUCUCUUAAUUUCAUCCAAUUUUUUGUUUGAUUAGUCUGUAUUUCUUUUAUCUGUUCCAUAAUCUGAAAAUUGGUCGAUUGUUUCAGUAUUGUUACGGCAUUGUUGUUGUUUCUGUUGCUGUUAUUGGUGGCUUUCUAAUGAUUUUUUAUUUUUUAUUUUUGAUAAAUUUCUAUUUAUUUAUUUAUUUUGUGUGUUCUGUUUGGUAGCUCAGAAAUGCCAGGUUUUUUGGUAAUGUAUUUUUGUAUUGUUUUAGUUUUUAUUAGUUGAUGUUUGGGUUUGAAGAUGUAUUGGAGUUGGUUGGCGUUGUCCGAUGUGACGUGUUGUGAUGUGGGCUGGUUUUUGUGGAAGUGGGGCGGUGAAGAUGAAUGUGAUGUGUCCAAUUGAUGGGCAGCCAAACCCCAACAAGCAAUGAUCGUUCGAGGACAUAUUGGACACCAACAAUGGAACGCUAUUUUAUUGAUCUUAUGUUAGACCAGAUGCAUAGAGGGAGUAGAAUUGGCCAUACAUUCAACAAACAAGCCUGGACAGAUAUGCUUACCAUGUUUAAUGCAAAGUUUGGAUCACAAUAUGACAAAGAUGUUCUCAAAGGCCGUUAUACGAAUUUGUGGAAGCAAUUCAAUGAUAUAAAGAAUCUUCUUGGCCAGAGUGGGUUUUCUUGGGAUGAAACUCGGCAAAUGGUAGUAGCUGAUGAUGAUGUCUGGGAUGCCUAUAUCAAGUUUCACCCUGACGCACGAUCCUACAAGACUAAAGCAGUCCUGAAUUUUAAUGAUCUAUACUUGAUAUAUGGGUAUACAACUGCUGAUGGGAGAUAUAGUCGUUCAAGUCAUGAUAUGGACAUUGAUGAUGAUGUCCAAGGAAUGAAUAUGGGUGAUGGAAUGGGUAGCAUAGCCCCAUUGAAUAAUGAGCGCUCAAGGACUGACUGGACAGCAGCCAUGGACCAAUUUUUUAUUGACCUUAUGCUGGACCAACUAGGCAAAGGCAAUAAGAUUGGAAAUACAUUCAACAAGCAAGCUUGGACAGAUAUGCUUGCUUUGUUCAAUGCAAAGUUUGGUCCUCAACAUGGCAAAAGGGUUCUAAGGCAUCGGUACAAGAAAUUGUGGAAGUAUUAUAGCGAUGUAACAAUUCUGCUUAAACAAAUUGGUUUUUCCUGGGAUGAUGAACGAGAAAUGAUUUUAGCUGAUGAUGAUGUUUGGGAUGUUUAUAUCAAGGCACACCCGCAUGCCCGAUCAUAUAGAACAAAAACCCUGCCAAACUAUAAGGAUCUGGGUUUAAUAUACGGAGAUGCCAUCAACAAUGGAAUGCGUCAAGACAAAGACCUUGAAAAUGACCUCUUAGGAGUAAAGGCUGGCGAAGGAAGGGAGAGCCAAACCCCUACUGGAAGUGAUCGCUCGAGAACAUAUUGGACACCGCCAAUGGACCGUUAUCUCAUUGACCUACUACUAGAUCAGGUGCAUAGAGGGAAUAAACUUGGGCAGACAUUCAUAACCCAGGCUUGGGCAGACAUGGUUGCAUCAUUCAAUUCAAAAUUUAGAUCUCACCAUGACAAAGAUGUUCUAAAAAAUCGGUUCAAACAUUUGAGGAGGCAGUACAAUGACAUAAAGAUUCUUCUUCAGCAGAGUGGGUUUUCUUGGGAUGAAACACGAGAAAUGGUAACAGCUGAAGAUCAUGUUUGGGAUGCUUAUACCAAGGCACAUCCUGAUGCUCGAACAUACAGAGUUAAAACUGUACCAAGCUAUCACAAAUUGUGUGUUAUAUAUGGACAAGAAAGUUCUGAUGGAAGAUACAGCCGUUUGGCUCGCUAUGCAGAUCCUAUCUGUGAAGUCCCUGUUUUGAUGACUGAUGAAGGAAAGGAUGCUGAAUCUCCUGCUAGUACUGAUACUCCGGUGAUAGAUUGGACGCCACCAAUGGACUGUUAUUUCAUUGACCUUAUGGUAGAGCAAGCAAGUGGAGGGAAUAAGGUUGAUGAGGCAUUCAGUGAGCAAGCAUGGGCUCACAUGGUUACUUCAUUUAAUGACAAAUUUGGCCUUCAGUGUGACAAAUAUUUUCUAGAAAAUCGUUAUAUGUUCUUUAUGAAACAGUAUAACGACAUCAGCAACCUUCUCAAUUAUAGUGGGUUUGCAUGGAAUGAAUCUCAACAAAUAGUUACUGCUGAGGAUCAUGUCUGGGAAGCUUAUAUUAAGCUUACAUAUGAUUUGCAGGGUCACCCAGAUGCUGUUUCAUUUAGAGACAAAUUUUUGGGGAGCUAUAGUGAUUUAUGCAAGAUCUUUGGAAUUGGAAUAUUGGAUGAAAGUUUCAGUUGUCAGGAUCUGUCAAUGGAAAUCGACCCAAAUAUUAUAGAAGUGAAGAUGGAUGGAGCUUCUGAAGAUUCACAAUUUUUUGUGAGGGAUUCUGAAAUACCUGACCAGAGCAGAAAGCGCCAAACUGCAGUGCCAUUAGCCAUGGAACAUUCCAGAAAAGCACAGAAAACCAUGGAGGGGAUGCAAGAAGCUCUUAAUGAAAUGACAGGUAUGGUCACGACAUUGGUAAGCAACAAAGAGGACAAAAACUCCAUCUCCAUUGAAAGCGCCAUUGAUGCACUUCAAGCCAUACCAGACAUAGAUGAUGAUCUAUUGUUGGAUGCUUGUGAUCUUUUGGAAGAUGAUAAAAAGGCCAAGACAUUUUUAGCAUUGGAUGUUGCAUUACGAAAGAAGUGGUUGCUGAGAAAGCUUCGUCCAUAGUAGUCUUGCAAAGCUUUUUGAAUGAGAUGAUUUACAUUUUGUUUGUUGAUUUUCUGUUGAGGUUUCUAGUAAUUGAAUUAAAUUUUGCUUAGAAAGUAUAGCAGUAUAAAAUGUGUCUACUUCUUAUUCAGAGUAUAUACUGGGGUGGAUGGAGCCAGGAUUUGUUGGCGAACACUUGCAGCUAUUGCAGUCUCCAUCUCAUGGUGAUGUUGCAUAGCAUGCAGUUCAUGCUCAUCUUUUCUUUGAGGUUGAUAUCCUAUGACAUACACAACCUCAUCAUCUCCCUUUGCCCAAAUAUAAAAUUCUCUUCAAUCAAUAGGGAGGAAUAGGAUUUUAUAUUUU